AUGAGUCAAAAAGGAGGUAGAUUGAGGCACCACCAAAGAGGCACUACCAAAGAGGCACCACCAAAGAGGCACUACCAAAGAGGCACCACAAAGAGCACCACCAAAGAGGCACUACCAAAAGAGCACCAAAAGGCACGACAGAACAGGCACUACCAAAGAGGCACGACAAACAGGCACUACCAAGAGGCACACCAAGAGCUACCAAAGAGGCACUACAAAGAGCACAAAGAGGUACCACAAAAGGCACUACCAAGAGGCACCACAAGAGGCACACCAAGAGGCACACAAGAGGGCUACCAAGAGGCACCUGAGGGCACCAAGGGCACUACCAAAGGGCACCACCAGAGGCACCACCAAGAGGCACUGCAAGAGGGGCACCAAAGAGGCACCACCAAAGAGGCACUACCAGAGGCACCACCAGAGGCACCACCAAGGGCACACCAGAGGCACUACCAAGAGACAAAGGGCACACAAAGAGGCACGACGAAACAGGCACUACCAAGGGCGACGAAACAGGCACAAGCCAAAGGGCACCACCAGAGCACCACCAAAGAGGCACUACCAAAGAGGCACCACCAAAGAGGCACCACAAAGGGCUGCAAGGCACCACCAAGGGCCAAGAGGCACUACCAAAGGGCCAAGAGAGGCACCACCAAGAGGCCGGCGCAAGGCACCGAAGAGGCACCUGAGGCACCACCAGGGGCACACCAGGGGCACUACCAAGAGCACCACAAGAGGCACCACCAAGGGCACCACAAAAAGACGACAAGCAGGCACUACCAAAGAGGCACCACAAGGGCUCCUGAGGCCUCCAAGGCACUACCAAAGAGGCACCACCAAGGAGGCACCACCAAGAGGCUAAGAGGCACACCAAAGAGGCACCACCAAAGAGGCACCAGGGCACCACCAAAGAACCACCAAAGAGGCACCACCAAAGAGGCACGACGAAACAGAGCUACCAGAGCACUACAAAGAGGCACCACCAAAGAGACCACAAGAGGCACCGCAAGGCACCACCAAAGAGGCAAGAGGCACGACAAAACAGGCACUACCAAAGAGGCACGACAGAAACAGGCACUACCAAAGAGGCACGACAAAACAGGCACCACCAAAGGCACCACCAAAGAGGCACCAGAGGCACCACCAAGGCACGACAAAAGGCACCACCAGAAGAGGCACACUGGACAGGCAGCAGGCACCUACCAAGAGGCACCAAGGGGCACUACCAAGAGAACCAAGGGCCUACCAGGGCCUCAAAGAGGCACCACCAAAGAGGCGACAGAAACAGGCACUACAAAGGCCACGAAACAGGCACUACAAAGCACUACCAAGAGGCACCACCAAGGGAGGCACCACCAAGAGGCACGACAGAAAGAGGCACCACCAAAGGCACAGAGGCACCACAAAGGCACCAAAGGGGCACCUGACCAAAGGAGGCACUACCAAAGCACCAGAGGCACCGAGGCACCAAAAGAGGCACCACAAAGAGGCACGACAAACAGGCACCACCAAGGCACCAAGAAGCACCAAAGGGCACCACAAGAGGCACUACAGGGCACCACCAAGGGCACCAAGGGGCACCACCAAGAGGCACGACAAACAGGCACCGAGGCUACUGAGGCACCACCAAGAGGCACCACCAAGAGCUGCCACAAGGGCACCACCAAAGGCACCGCAAAGGGCACGACAGAGACAGGCACCACCAAGAGGCACUACCAAAGAGGCACCACCAAAGAGGCACUACAAGAGGCACCACCAAGGGCACACUACCAAGGAGGCACUACCAAAGAGGCACUACCAAGGAGGCACGACCAAGAACGGGCACUACCAAGAGGCACCACCAAAGAGGCACUCAAGCACCAAAGAGGCACCACCAAGGGGCACCACCAAGGCACCACAAGAGGCACCACCAGAGGCACUACCAAAGGAAGCUACCAAAGAGCGCCUAAGAGGCACCACCAGGGGCUCAAGGAGGCACGACCAAAGAGAGCACACCAAGAGGCACCUGAAACACAAAGAGGCACCACCAAAGAGAGGCACUACAAGAGGCACUACCAAGGGCACCACCAAGAGGCACCACCAAGAGGCACGACAGAAACAGGCACCACAAAGAGGCACCACCAGAGAGCACCACCAAAGAGCACCACCAAAGGCACUACCGAGGCACCACCAAGGGCACACCACCAAGAGGCACCACCAAGGCGACAAACAGGCACCACCAAGAGGCACUACCAAGAGGCACCACCAAGGCACCACCAAGAGGCACCACCAAAGAGGCACACCACAAGAGGCACCACCAGAGGCACUACCAGAGGCACUACCAAAGCCACCAAAGAGGCACCAAAGAGGCACCACCAAGAGGCACGACAGAGCAGGCACCCCAAAGAGGCACCACCAAGGGGCACCAAGAGGCACCACCAAAGAGCCACUAUGAGGGCACUACCAAAGGCACCACCAAGAGGCACACCAAAGAGGCAGACAGAAACAGGCACUACCAAGAGGCCUGACAGAAACAGGCACUACCAGAGGCACCACAAGAGGCACCAGGACGCAAGGGCACCGACCAAAGGGCACCAAAGAGGCACCACCAAGAGGCACCACCAAGAGGCACUAAAAGGGCACCACAAGAGGCACCACCAAAGGGCACUGAAGGCACCUGAGGCACCACCAAAGAGGCACUACCAAAGAGGCACCUGA
Molecule: messenger RNA, 2697 nt
Organism: Homarus americanus (American lobster)
Lineage: Eukaryota; Metazoa; Arthropoda; Malacostraca; Decapoda; Nephropidae
Product: filaggrin-2-like
Exons: 3
Coding region: 1-2697 (898 amino acids)
Source: RefSeq, a predicted model, not a curated record